AUGGUGGGGGUGUAUGUGGACUAUGAGGAGGGUCAGGUCUCCUUUUACAGAAUGGAGGACAAGUCUCAUAUCUACACUUUCACUGGAUAUAAAUUCAGUGAGAAACUCUUUCCAUUCCUCAGCUCAGGCUUCUCGUACCACAUGUUUUUCCAUGGAGAUCUUCCUCAUCUGGACACAACCACAGUGUGGGGGAAGGGCCUCUUUCUGUCAAAUUUAACUAUUUCGCUUAUAUUUGGCAAUGUUUUAAUAUACGAGUUAACAGCUCGCUCUUCUAAAUUUGAGGUUCUUGGUCCAGCUGAUCCUGUAGUUGCUGUAGCUGGUGAAGAUGUUGUUCUGCCCUGUUACCUCAAACCCAACAUCAGUGCUGUGGACCUGAGCAUCGAGUGGUUCAGAGUUCAGACCAAUAACCCUCUUGUACAUCUUUACCAAGCUCAUGAGGACAGAAAUGAGAAGCAGAUUCCAUCUUACAGGGGAAGGACGUCACCGUUCCUCGAACAACUGAAGAAUGGAAACACUUCAUUAAAAGUGAAUAAUGUGAGAGGAUCUGACAAUGGAGAGUAUAAAUGUUUGGUCCAGUCUGCAGAAUGGUAUGAUUAUUAUUCCAUUAAUGUUAAAAUUAAAGCUAUAGGAACCCAUCCAGUGAUCUCCAAUGAGGGAUAUAAAGAAGGAGGGAUCAGUCUGGUGUGUGAAUCUAAAGGCUGGUACCCUCAGCCUCAAGUGGUCUGGAUGGACAGUGAAGGACACAGUCUCCCUGCUGGACACCCAGAGACACAGACAGACAGUAUGGGUCUCUUCACCGUGAGACGACGUGUUAUUGUACAGGAGACAGAGACCAACAGGUUCACCUGUCGAGUUCUACAGAAGGAGUUUGGUGAAGUGAAAGAAACAGUCACAGACAUCCCUGGUGAGAUGUUCCAUCGUGCUCAUCCCUGGAAGGUGGCCUUUGCUGUCUUCUUCUCUCUGGGAGUUCCUGCUAUCAUCAUAUUGGCUGUUUUAAUUCCUCGCUAUAUGAAACAGCAAAGAGAAAAAGUUGAUGUGACUCUGGACCCUGAUACAGCACAUCCUAAACUCGUCCUGUCUGCGGACAAGAAACAAGUGAGACAUGGAGACAGAUGGCAGGAUCUCCCUGACAAUCCAGAGAGGUUUACAUGCCUGAAAAGUGUCCUGGGAAAAGAGGGUUUUUCUUCAGGGAAACGUUACUGGGAGGUGCAGGUUGGGGAUAAGACUGAGUGGGAUUUAGGAGUGGUCAGAGAGUCUAUCAACAGGAAGGAAUAUUUUGCACUCAAUCCUAAUAAUGGUCUCUGGGCCCUCAGACUGGGGAGUGGGAAGUACGAGGCUCUCACUGACUCCCCCGUGUUGCUCCACCUGAGUGUGAAGCCCCAGAAGGUGGGGGUGUUUGUGGACUAUGAGGAGGGUCAGGUGUCCUUUUACAGAAUGGAGGACAAGUCUCAUAUCUACAUUUUCACUGGAUAUAAAUUCACUGAGAAGCUCUAUCCGUUCUUCUGGCCAGGUGCCCCAAACUCAGCCCCACUGAUCAUAUCUCCUGUGAGUCACACAGACUGA
Messenger RNA from Scleropages formosus (Asian bonytongue), 1563 nucleotides. Its product is annotated as butyrophilin subfamily 1 member A1-like. The record is from RefSeq and is a predicted model, not a curated record. NCBI's taxonomy places the organism in Eukaryota, Metazoa, Chordata, Actinopteri, Osteoglossiformes, Osteoglossidae. Bases 1 to 1563 code for a protein of 520 amino acids. Gene Ontology annotation, molecular function: protein binding. The transcript has 7 exons.